UUAACACAGAUGGACAGCGAGCAGGAUGGUACAGUUUUAUACGGUUUUCAAUUGUUAAUAACGUUAUAACCUUAUUAUUACUAGCACUAAUGUCUGAAGAUGAAAUAUGACUAUGAGGAAUUACAAAUGAUCUUCUUUCUAGUCCACAGUGUGAAUUUCUCCUCCUACCACUGCAGAUAACGCCUCCACCAGGAGAAGCAACCUCUGCACAGAAUGACAUGUCUUUUAGGUAAAAGUUCAGGCAGAUGGAGGACAGGAUGGUGUGCAUCAGUGGUGAAGAGGCUCUCUUCCAGUCAUGUGCUGAAGCCCCUGUUUCCAACCUUCUGCCUGGUAAUUGUGAUUGUACAUGGCCUGGCUGACAAACUCAGAAACUUUGUGGUGGGCAUCUUUAUCCCACAGUACCACUACCCGUAUGCUGUGGCUUUCUGCUUUACACAGGUUCUGAUCUCCCUCUUAUUCUUGAACCUUCUCUAUGUCCUGGGUUUGGUGCCUCUCAGACGUUACUCCAGGGUCCUGGGUGAGAGGCUGUUGCUGCCUGCGAUCUGUAGCAGUGUUCAGUCUGUGCUGGCCAUGUGGGCCAAAGCCAGCAGCUUGUAUGCCAGCCUCUUCCUCUUCACUGUGCCGCUGUUGCCCCUGGUAACCAUAGGUUUGAGUUUCUCCCUGAAGCUAGCAUCCCCACCAUCACAUCACUCUUCUGUUCUCAUUUCCAUCUUGAGUGGGACAUUUAUUAUACUUACAGCAUCCAAGGGUUUCCCAGCUAUUGAGCCUCUGGAGUACAUGUAUGCUCCUCUGGCUUUAAUCCUUCACAGUAUUUCCCUAACUUUCCUGGCUAAAGUGUUUGAAGAUGAGCGACACCGCCCUUGUGAUGCCCAGGCCUCCGUUUUUGACAUCUAUUACACCCAGCUGGUCAACCAGAGCUGGGUGCUGGGCGUGUUGUGGCUGCUGCACCCUGACAGUCCCUGGCAGGUGUUGAGGCAUAGCAGCUGGCAAAACCUGCUCUUCCAUGGAUACUUGCUCGCUAUUCUCCUAUUAGGGAUGGUACUAAACUUCAUGGUCAGCAUGUCUGCUCUAUGUGUCUCACCAGUGGCUGCUGCGCUGCUUUACUCAGCAAGACCGAUGAUGCAGCCAUUUUUUCACCUCCUUUAGUUUUACUGAACUGUAAAAACCUUUGAAAUGUAACACACUGUAAGCCGAGGGUAUGUAAAUGCACAAAACUUUCUGAUGAGAAAUGGAAAGUGUAGGUUCUCGCCAUGUUUGUUUAGUUUCUGCUAUUUUGGAUUUUAUGAAAAAGUUAAAUACAAUCCACCACUAAGAGCAGCAAAACCCAUCCUCAGACCAAAUCUUAGAAAUAGUUCUAUAGAUUUCCAAAAGCCUUUGUCUCUAUCAGCCAGCUGUAAUCCACAGCUAAGCUAAGCAGAUAGUGAGGUCUUAUCUCAAAUGUCUGAUUAAUCAAAACUUAACUUGAGAUGUGGACUCUUGGCCUCAUUUUGAAGAGACACAAAUUAUCCUGCAGCUAAUCAGCAGGGAGAGAUGCACCCAGCAUAAAUGCAUUUUUCCAGUUCAUUAUUAAUGUGUCUGAUAGGAGAGGUCAGAAGUCUGAGACAUGACUCAUCGUUUCUGACUUUAAGACCUUAUUGAAAGAUUUAAAACACUUUCAUGAGUCUCAAAUCUUUUCCACUGUUCUUUUAAACCAGGAAAUAGAUAGUAAGAUUCCUCAUUUCUAACAUGUUAAACACAAUCUGCUGAACCAUAACACUUGUCCCUAUCUUUUUACUCCAAAGCCAUCAGCGAUGACUUAUAGGUUGCUCCCAUUACAUCACACCCUUAUCAUGACUACUAACACGCCUCUUGCCUCUGUCAGAUGUUGCUUACGCUGUGUAAAAAUCAUGAGGACUAAUUAUAAAAUAAUUACCAAGAAGUACCAUGAAGAACCACAAGCUCCCCUUUCCACUCAAAAACAUGGUGUACGCUUUCUUAACAAUCAAAGUCAGACUGGUUCCCUUACUGGAAACAAGUGCUUUGAGUCAGGAGGUAAUAUUGUGUAUACUCAUUUUUUUUCAUUCAUAAAAGUCUAAUUGUGGCAAUGUUUUAAAAGUGAGUUAAUUUAUAAGAAAUGGGCUUUUUUGACUCCUUUAUAUGUAACAUAAUCAACAGUAUUUAAGGGAUAAAAGUCCCACUUUUCUUCUCCAGUAAGCGAAGUUUAACCAGAUCUCCUUUCAUGAUUUCCUUAAAUGAUUCUGAUAGUUUUCAGAUGAGAAGAAAUAAUGAGGGACAGGCUGUUUGCACUGGGUACACAUAGUUAAACUUAUUUGAUUACAUUUUACUUAACAGUGUUAAAAUAAUUAACUCAUUUCUCUGAGUGAAUUUUCAACCAAUGGUUGGUUAAUAUUUUCCCUGAAUGAAUCUGCUCAGUUUUCAGAUGAGAAGGGGCUCACUGUGAGAAAAGUUAAAUAGUUGCUCUCAUGACUGUUGUUUUCUUUGCAUGUUUUAAAUUAUUCAUGUAUAAACUGUCCAAAAAUGUAAGAAUAAGCUAUUAUUAGGAUUUAUGAAAAUAAGUAUAUUGGCUUAUAAAAUGAGUUAUUUCACCAUUAUGUAUACUUUGAAAAUUAAUGUGAAAAAAGCAGCUGCAAUAAAGAGAACGUGAGAAAUUAGUGAAAUAAAAGUUUAGAAAAUAUAUUUAUUCUGUUAUGCUGGCAGUCAUUAAUACAUUUAUUACAGCUUUACACAAAAGGGGCAUGUAUUAAUAAAAAGA
This is a messenger RNA of Melanotaenia boesemani (Boeseman's rainbowfish), 2752 nucleotides long. RefSeq lists its product as uncharacterized. The record is from RefSeq and is a predicted model, not a curated record. NCBI's taxonomy places the organism in Eukaryota, Metazoa, Chordata, Actinopteri, Atheriniformes, Melanotaeniidae. The transcript is spliced from 5 exons. Bases 214 to 1146 code for a protein of 310 amino acids.